GCAACAUAGGAACAUGGUGGUGAGGCUGUGCUCCCGAGGCGGGCUGCUACCGCGGCUGCUCUUCUCGCCUCAGAAGCCCAAGAUUUACGUCCCCACGGCUGGGCGCAAGGCCGCGUACGGAACAGUAACCUCUGCCAAAGUGUCUGUGAAUGGCGUUCACCUGCAUUAUCAGCAGACUGGAGAGGGCGAACAUGCAGUCCUGCUGCUUCCUGGGAUGUUGGCUGUUGUAAUGAAGGAGGACAUUUAUUCUAAUAACCAAGGUCAAACUAAAGUCGUCUGUCACAACAACAACUUACCAGGAAGCGGAGAGACUGAUUUUGCACCCCAACUUAAAAGCCUAAAUAAGAACCUCUUCACUGUGGUGGCCUGGGAUCCUCGAGGAUAUGGACAUUCCAGACCCCCAGAUAGAGACUUCCCAGUGGACUUUUUUGAAAGGGAUGCAAAAGAUGCUGUUGAUUUGAUGAAGACGCUGAAGUUUAAGAAGAUCUCUCUGCUGGGAUGGAGUGACGGUGGCAUAACUGCACUCUUUGCUGCUGCGAAGUAUCCAUCUUACAUCAAUAAGAUGGUGAUUUGGGGAGCUAAUGCCUAUGUCACUGAAGAGGAUGAAAGAAUUUAUCAGGGUAUCCGAGAUGUCUCUAAAUGGAGCGAAAAAGCAAGGAAGCCUCUAGAAGCCCUGUAUGGAUAUGACUACCUUGCCAAAACCUGUGAAAAGUGGGUGGAUGGCAUAGGACAGUUUAAACAUCUACCAGAUGGUAACAUCUGUCGGCACUUGCUGCCCCUGGUUCAGUGUCCCACCCUAAUUGUGCAUGGAGAGAAGGAUCCUCUGGUCCCACGUUUUCAUGCUGACUUCAUACAUGAGCAGGUGAAAGGGUCACGGUUACAUCUUAUGCCAGAAGGCAAACACAACCUGCAUUUACGUUUUGCUAAUGAAUUCAACAAGUUAGCAGAAGACUUCUUACAAUGAAAACACCCCUCAGAACUUUUGUGUCUUGGUGGUUCCUUAGCAUGGGGCUUGAACAUGUCACUGCCUGUUAACAUAAUGUCCUGAAGCUUGGAAACUCCCUGCUUUAUAUCACAGCUCAGUUCACCUGUCUUCCCAGGCUCUCUACCCACCCAACAAUGUGAUUGUAAGCAAACAGGAAUGACUAUGGACAGCAGCUUCUAGCUUUAAUAAUUAUAAAGAUGAAAUCUUAUUUUUAAACAUUAACUUGUGAGUUUCUAUCAUUGUCAAGUAAAUUCCUGACAUAAUUUAUUUUCAAAUAAACUUUAAGGGGAAGUUU
Marmota flaviventris (yellow-bellied marmot) is the source of this 1280-nucleotide messenger RNA. RefSeq names its product biphenyl hydrolase like (gene Bphl). Lineage: Eukaryota; Metazoa; Chordata; Mammalia; Rodentia; Sciuridae. The record is from RefSeq and is a predicted model, not a curated record. Gene Ontology annotation, molecular function: serine hydrolase activity.